GAAGCAUAGCAGUGCAGAGCAGAGCAUUCAGUUGUGCGUUUACGUUACGGAUGAGUUUGAAUGCUUGUGUUUACGUCAAUAGAACACUUCUUUUUGCAAUUUAUUCACAUCAAUCCAUUAUAAACAUUUAAAGUUAAAACUUACACAAAGUACAAUUGAUUCAAACGAAAAAAUACCAAAGGAAACGAAUAAUUUUCAGGAAAAUAGAGUGAAUUUGUACAAUUCUUUGUAUAAAUAAAUUUUUGUUAAAUCAAUUUAACGACUUUUUUUCGUUUAUCAAUCGAUACUUGGCUGAAAUACAAGGACAACAAUAAAUUCUUCUACUAAAAAAAAAUUCCGGUUGAAAGUGUCAGAAACAUUGUUUACUAAAACGUCACUAAUGUGCUUGGUGCGCCGUCUGGAUCAUUCAAACUGGUGUCAAACCGAAUUCCAAUUAUCGUUGCAUUGAAAAACAAUUGUGAUUGAACUGUGAAAAAGAAACAUUGGAAAAAUUUGGCAAUGGAUGCCGUUAAAACAAAUAAAUCGUCUGAAUUAAAUAGCAACGUCGAAAAUGCCGAUGAACAUGAAUGGCGCUGGAAACCAUGGUCAAUUGUUCGAAGUGAUUAUCAACGAAUGGCAUGGGAAGCAGAUCGAUCGGGUGUUUACGAUAAAGCAAUUCUGUAUGACAGCAUGGCACUGAGCUGUGGAUUUAUUAGCACAAUGUUGAACAAUGAUCAACAGCCUCUCUUCAGCGACAAUCGGCCAAAUGCGAGUAAAAUUGAACAUCCCUUACAGAGAUCCAGCGAUUUGCAACGAGAGACGAAAAAUAUACUUAUUGAUUACCUAUCGGAGUAUUUGAGUCAUGUUGUGAUUGGUGAACCAAAAAAGAUACCCCAUGAUAAAGAUAAAAAUCACUUCGAUGCACUGCGUUCGAAGUGUGCUCAGUUGCCAAAACAAUGGAAUGUCGUUCAAUUUAAUCAAGUGUACAGCGGAUACAAUGGAUUUGCCACAACAAAAGAUGUGUACACCAGUGAUGCACCUAUUAAAAUCACACUGUUCUGCGAUAGUUUGUCAAAAAAACGAGACAAUCGUCCAAUUAGCAUCGUUCUUGAUUUCAUUGAACUCGGCGAAAAGAGCAUACUGUCAACGGCCCACGAGGUGCAUCAGGUGCUGUACGAAAAUUACCUAUCUUAUAUGAAUACGCUACCAACCAAAUACAGUGAAUUUAUGAAGCGGCUGAAGCAAACGCAAUUGAAACUAGUAGCAGAUAUGGCAACAUGGCUUGGACCAUGGAUAACAUUGCUGUCUGGCAAAAUCAAAGGCAAAGCUGGUGAAGAUUUUGAACAGAAGAUAUUCGAGGAUGUAGACAAAUUUGCCGGUGAACUCGGCUGGAUGACUCCCGAUCAAGUUAUUUUGCUUAGUUUAAUGGCCCGACGAAUCGAUCUGUUGGACAAUGGAAAAAUUGAGCAAGCCGCUCGUGAUAUUGCACCAAGUUAUAAGGACAGUUGUCGCAUUGAAAAGUUUUUGUUGGAGCUGAAGGCGAAAACUCCAUUCAAGGAUUUCACAUAUUAUCCAUGCAUCUUGGUCAUUGAUGAAAUUUUAGACCAAAUGCCGUGGGAAAUGGUGUUGACAUCGCAAGAAUUUACCCGUGUACAUUCCAUUUAUCUGCUAUUCGAUUUGUACGAACGAUACAAAGAUCAAAUCGAUGAUGGUUACCUGAAAAUGAGCAUCAAAAACGGUUUCAGCAUGAUCAAUCCGAACAAUGAUGACAAAUUGAAUGAUAUGUGCAAACGAAUGACCCAAUUCUACGAUAAUUGCUUACCAAAUUGGGAACGUAUCGAACGUAUCGUACCAUCAGCAGAGAAAAUAUCCGAAUGUCUGUCGAAAAAUGAGUUAUUUGUGUAUUCAGGUCAUGGAAGUUCAUUGAACUUUUUCAGCAAUUUCGAGCUGGAAAGUAUGCGACAUAAUUGUUUGAUGCUCUUGUUUGGCUGCGAUUCAAUUGCGACAAAACCAUCUGGAACGAUAUCGGAAGCGGCUUGCUCAUCUUAUACAUAUUUUAAAAAUGGCUGCCCAGGAACUUUGGGUGCAAUCACCAUUGUCACCGACGUUUGGGUUGAUCUCAUCACUAUAUGGAUACUCACACAAUGGAUCGUACCAAAACAAAUGACACAUCCCAAAAUUAAAGUGUGCAAAGAUGCACGCUCCAAGGAACACGUUAGCCGAAUCCUGUUGAAAUCGGAAGGAAAGCGAAAUCCAAAUUUGUUGGCAAUACUAUGCGAUCUUCGUAACGAAACCGAAAUUACAUUUGGCAUGCGAUCAGCUAUUGUUUAUAGAGGUUUACCACCGUACAAUACAUUGGCCGAGAAAUGAUGACCAAUUGGUGAUCACCAGUUUAGAUAAAUCAAUUUUUUUUUCUAGAAAAAUGCCACAAUUUACAUUGUACAAAGUAAAUGUAAUAGAUUGUAAUAGAUUGUAUUUUCCAACGUGUACCAAAAUUUUAUUUUCGAUUUUUACAUGUUCCUCAUUCGUCAUUGCAAAAAAUACUGGGGAAAUUAAAAAUCAAAUUUUAAAAAUGUAUAGCAAGAUGUUCGGUUUUUAUUGGAAUGGCGUUAUAAAGAAAAUUAUUUAAAAAUAAAAAGAAA
Messenger RNA from Sitodiplosis mosellana (orange wheat blossom midge), 2621 nucleotides. RefSeq lists its product as uncharacterized. The transcript is spliced from 4 exons. Gene Ontology annotation, molecular function: cysteine-type endopeptidase activity. The record is from RefSeq and is a predicted model, not a curated record. Bases 499 to 2349 code for a protein of 616 amino acids. Gene Ontology annotation, biological process: meiotic chromosome separation; proteolysis. NCBI's taxonomy places the organism in Eukaryota, Metazoa, Arthropoda, Insecta, Diptera, Cecidomyiidae. Gene Ontology annotation, cellular component: mitotic spindle; centrosome; nucleus.